AUGAAGAUGAAGCUCUUAAAGAACACUUGGCCUUUACGGCUGGGGCACAGGAAGAAAUUGAGUCGCUGUGUAAGCACCUGGUCUCCAUUGGCCACUGCCUUCAACACUCGACCAACAUCUAGACCUAUUUUUGACUCAAUGCGAGAAAGAACUGGACUCUUCAACAAGCCAGAACUAGUUAGUUUCGAAGGGUUCUUCAGUAUGAGAGAUCAGGCAAUUGCGGCCACAGACCGAUUGAUAGAGGAGGCUACUUCAAACCCAACCCGUCCCAUGGUGGAGAUCUUUGAUGAACUGUCCGAUACCUUGUGCAAGGUGGCUGAUCUAGCAGAGUUUGUGAGGAUAGCUCACCCACAGUCCCAUUUCGCAAGUGCUGCUGAAGAUGCUUGUAUUAGUGUUAGCGGUGUUGUUGAAAAAUUAAACACUCAUAAAGGACUUUACGAAGCAUUAAGAGACUCUGUAAAGCGCGGGACGUCAGGGGACCAGCAUUUAGCCGAGUUAUUCCUCUUCGACUUUGAGCAGAGUGGCAUCCAGUUAGCUGAGGAGCGACGUCGAAGGGUCGUAGCUCUGAAUGACCUUAUACUUCAAACUGGACAGAGGUUUAUGGCCGGAGCGGCGAAACCGAGAAGGGUACCACGGUCUGUUGUACCUGCUAAUAUUAGACAAUUUUUCAGUAGCGAAGGUGACGAUAUAAUAGUGAGCGGCGUGUACGCGGAGUGCGGCGAGGCGGCGGCGCGCGAGGCGGCCUACAGGCUGUACCUGGCGCCCGACAAGCUGCAGCACCAGCUACUGUCCACCACCCUCGAUGCCAGGCACGAGAUGGCUACUAUAUGCGGCUUCCAGAGCUAUGCUGAUAGGGCAAUAAAAGCGAGUACAAUGGAGACAGCAGCGAAUGUGAGACAGUUCCUUGACAUCCUCUCAGAUAAUCUGUACGAUAGAGCUAAGAUGGACUUUGAUGCUAUGCUGCAAAUGAAGAUGAUGGAAACGCCAUAUUUGAACUCCUUAAUGUGCUGGGACACGCCGUACUACACUCACAAAGCGAAGGCACAACUCCUGAAUGUGGCUAACUCAGACUUCAGUCCUUAUUUUUCAUUGGGUGGUUGCAUGGAAGGUUUGAACAUGCUCUGUGAAGAGUUGUACGGCAUCAGUUUGAAGUCCGAGGAGAUGUUGCCAGGUGAAUCCUGGUCUCCGGACGUGUACAAGCUGGCAGUGGUGCACGAGUCGGAAGGUCUGCUGGGCCACAUCUACUGCGACCUGUACGAGCGGCCCGGCAAGCCUCACCAAGACUGUCACUUCACCAUACAGGGGGGGAAGCUGUUGCCUGACGGAAGCUACCAGAACCCCAUCGUGGUGGUGAUGUUGUCUCUGAGCGGCGGGCACCGGUCGGGCCCGGCGCUGCUGUCUGCGGGCGGCGUGGACAACCUGUUCCACGAGCUGGGCCACGCGCUGCACUCCAUGCUGGGCCGCGCGCCGCACCAGCACGUCGCCGGCACGCGCUGCGCCACCGACCUCGCCGAGGUGCCCUCCGUACUCAUGGAGUACUUCGCCAGCAGUCCACAGGUCAUCCGUCGUUUCGCCCGUCACUUCCAAACACGGGAGCCGAUGCCUGAAGAUAUGCUAAACCGGCUCUGCGCUUCUAAACAUUUAUUUGGAGCAAGCGAAAUGCAGCUACAGGUGUUCUAUUCAGCAUUGGACCAGCACUACCAUGGGCCAGAGGCAUCAUCUCAUGGCAGGACAACAGAAGUAUUGCAGAGAGUGCAGAAACAAUAUUAUGGACUGCCUUAUGUUGAAAAUACCGCCUGGCAGCAUAGGUUUAGCCACUUAAUAGGGUACGGAGCGAAGUACUAUUCAUACCUGAUCUCCCGCGGCAUCGCUUGGAGUGUGUGGCACAAAUAUUUCCAGGACGAACCACUGUCCAGGACAGCUGGAGAUAAUCUCAGACAUGGAUUGUUACGACAUGGAGGCGCUGUGCCACCUAAGAUUUUACUUCGCGACUAUUUACAAGAAGAAGUGACGCCUACCACGCUAGCUAACGCUCUUGCAGAGGAACUCGACUACCACAAGGAUCAUUUAGACACCGUACUCAAAGUUAUCAACAAAUGA
Spodoptera littoralis (African cotton leafworm) is the source of this 2100-nucleotide messenger RNA. Lineage: Eukaryota; Metazoa; Arthropoda; Insecta; Lepidoptera; Noctuidae. The record is from the annotation of a GenBank genome assembly.